Molecule: messenger RNA, 800 nt
Organism: Arabidopsis arenosa
Lineage: Eukaryota; Viridiplantae; Streptophyta; Magnoliopsida; Brassicales; Brassicaceae
Source: the annotation of a GenBank genome assembly
AACUUGGAAUUUAAGUGAAAACCAUAAGAUGGGUUUUAGAGCACUGCCUCUUCAACAAAACAGUGGUUUCAUCUCCACGACCAAAGUCCCGAUCUCAAGAACCUCGCCGAGAUUUAGCCGGAACCCUAGAUGGGUCGUUGUUUCAGCAAAGCAAGAGAAAGAUGAUGAGAAGAAGAAGGAAGAUGAGACUUCGUUGUUUACGAAAUUAACUGAUGCGUUGGACUUCUCACAAGUUCGGUCGGAGAAAGACGCUGAGCUUCUCUACGAGGCUCGAGAAGCCACCAAAUCUGGUGGCAAGAUGACCCAAGAACAGUAUGGGGCAUUGAGGAGAAAAAUCGGAGGGACAUACAAGGACUUUUUUAAAUCCUACGUUGAAGUGGAUGGGCAAUAUGUGGAGGAAGGAUGGGUGGACAAAACAUGUAAGAUAUGCAAAAAGGACACAAAGGGUGAGGCAAGACAAGUGGACAAGUUAGGGAGAUAUGCUCAUGUCUCUUGUCUUCAAAAUCCUCCCUCUGGAAAUUUCUUCACCAGGCUCUUCUCUAGAUGAUGAUCAAUUUCCCAAAUCAUAUGAAUGUGUUUGCUUGUAACUAAAUUAUUCUUGCAGUUUUGUGCGUAAUUUUAUAGAAAUCGAAAUUUCAUUUACAUUCAAAAAGAAACAUCACGUCUAUUGGGAUCUUGUUAAACAAAUAGAUAAAAGAUGAUGUAUACAUUUUUGGUUUAAAUGUUUUGAAGCUUUUAUAAUGACCCCAUUUUCUAAAGAUAUUAAAGCCUAAAUACAAUAAUGAAGUACAAUUUUUGUG